Molecule: messenger RNA, 1705 nt
Organism: Acanthopagrus latus (yellowfin seabream)
Lineage: Eukaryota; Metazoa; Chordata; Actinopteri; Spariformes; Sparidae
Gene: fsbp
Exons: 4
Coding region: 81-887 (268 amino acids)
Source: RefSeq, a predicted model, not a curated record
UUGAAUGCAUCAGUAGACGUUAGAAGGUGGAGGUUGCGUCUGGCCGUAAGGUAGCGGUCCAGCUAGCCUUACAUUUAACUAUGCCUGGGAAAUGUAAGUUCCAGGACUCCUGGCUCUCAAAGGGAAUUUACAAGGAAUGGCUGCUGAAGGACGUCCAGGACAUUCACUUCGCACGAUGCAGGGCCUGUUGUAAAUCCAUCAAACUUCAGACCAUGGGCGAGGCUGCGCUCACCAGCCACGCAGGGGGAGCUGGCCACAAAGCAGCGGUCCGCAAGCUAGUGGAAGCAGGAAACUUGAUGGUAAAUUCAGCUGGGCAGAUAAACGGCAGCGUGACUCAGACUGAAGACAGCAAGGAGCAAGUGUCCAUCUGCCUCCAGCGGGAGACCUUGGACCGAAUAACAGGCGGCGACUGGUCGGAGCUGCGCCACAGCCCCACAGCAAACUCCACCUCCCACAAUGCAGAGCUGCAGGAUGUGACAUUUCCUGCCGCCUUCUUCGCAGCGCCAGCAGUAGAUUUGGGACACCUGAUGAUCUACUGCAACUCCGACCUCACAGGCACCUCCAGGCCCACCGGCCAGCGCCUCCACCCAUCAGCCAGCGAGCCGGAGGAGGCGAGCCGCCGCACGACGCAGCACGACUCCGUCGACCUGUCGAGGCUGGAGCAGCAGCAGCAGAUGAAGAUCCUGGAGUGGGAGAACAGGAUGAAGUUGCUGGCGUGGGAGCAGGAGCUGGUGAAGGAGAAGAGGAGAGCGGCCCGGCAGAAGGAGAGGGCCUUCAGGAUGAAGAGGGCUUACUACAAAGCCAAGCUAAAGAGGAUGGGCGAGGACGUGCCGCCCUUGUCCUCCAGCAGCGAUGAUGAGGAGAAAAUAUCUGAUCCGACAGGAUGAACUGCUUUUAACAGUUGCAUUUUUAUUAGUGCGUGUUUGAUUCUUGUUUUGUGUAUACGCUACAGGACUGUUACUAUUUUUAUACACUGAUUUGUACUUCAAUCGGCUGCUCUUGCACAAAAAGGGAACACUACUUUCCCUGCUAAAUGAAUGAGACAUCUUCGGUUCUUUUGUGGUCGACUGGAGUUGUGAACAGCACAUCAACAUCCUACUCAAGUAGAAGUACUGUUAUCUGAAAGCACAGGUCAGAUCACUUGGGUUGCAGAUUACACAAAAGUACAAACGUAGUGGGUUAUAUUCUUCCAUGUGAUCAACCAGCUAAUCUCUGUGCAAUGUGAAUCUUUUCUGUAAAAUAUCCAAAAGUACAUUUCAACACGUUGUUCAAGAUCAGCCCAAGUGAAAGUUGUGGUGUUAGUAGUGUUAUAAAAGCACAUGAACGUGAUAUGAAAGACUGAUUCUGUGCAGAAAAGGCGCUGAACCGUCUAAAAGAUCAAAAUCACACUCAUGCUGUUUUGUUUUUCUAUCAUUCCAUCACACUGUGGCUUCGGUAUUCAAAAUGUUAACAUUCGCUGAUGUUUAAAGUGAUUGCUGUAUAAAGUCAGUUCUAAGUUCAAAGUCAGUUCUAGGAAAGAGAUGCUUUAAAGAAUGUAGUGAAGAUUACAUCUAAUCAUUACAGAUGUAGGCGUGACAUGAUGUUCAUACAUGGACAAUCUUUUACGUGGCUUUACCUGCAGAGCGGUGCAUGUUUACGCAAGUGUGUAUGCCUAAACUUUUUCAUCUGCAUUGUAAAUAAAUCUCCAUUUGAUACAAAGUUGAAA